AUGGUUGGUAACCUACGUCGGGGAUUCGGGGCGUAUCAGAAUGAUGGCAUUUUACUUUCGUUUCUGCAUCAUACCCGGGCUAUGAUGGGACCAGCGCUGCGACCAGCGCUGCGUUAUAAAUCGUUGCCGUUCCUGUUUUCACAGCCCUCUUCCUGUCCCGCUUCCAUGAGAUUAUAUCAGUCACGCACCGUUCAAUUUAAGCAUCCCAAUGGCGAAUACGUUCGCCCAGAGCUUGACAAAUGGUCCGCUCCUGGCACAACGGACAACUCACAGCGGAACGCUUCCCCCAAUCAGUUCACCGAUCUUCCUUCACAGUCUAACUCUGGAAAUAGCAGUGAGAAAGAGCGAGAUUGGGACCUGCUUUCUUCGGCUAUCGAUUCUUUGAAAUCCUCUUCGGAUCCCAAACUCGAUGUCUCGCUUACAGCUUCUCGUUUUUCGGAGGCGCGAGCUCAAGUAAAGCGAUCCUCGAUGUUUUCCUGUUCGGACGGCGAUGUAUUGGCCGGUAUGAUGCCACCUGCCCAGAAGAACGCGAGAGGGAAACCGGAGAUACGAAAAGCUAGGGUGGCAUUGGAAGACAGUCGCCGUUUUAAUCAGUCGGACCCAGUCGAUGAAACCCCUGACAGGGCUCGUAAGGCCUUUGCGCGUGACAGUGAUUAUGGGUCACAGAUCAAGAUGCGAAAUGCUAGGUCCGGCAAAUCUGUGCCUCUCGCGAGAAUGUCUGCUAGAAGACAAGCUAAGCUUAAAACUUGGCAAGAAACGACAGUGCCGGGUGACAGCGCCAAAGAGUCUCUCGGGGUACAAACAAUCGGAGAGACACCAUUAGAAAAGGAGAUCUAUAUUCCUUUUGAGAAAGCAAAUCGGAGACCGGAAGACAUUCCAGAAAAUUGGCAUGAGGUUGAGAUGCCAGAUCGCAAUACAGUUGGAGAACAAACUCUUCGAUAUCAAGGGAAAGUAUAUGGGUUUGCGGCUGGUGACAAGGAUGAACUAGUGUCUGGCAUAGGGGCAUUCGGGCCUGGUAAACUCGCUAAGGAACUGGGAAACCGGGCGAUCAAACAAAUCACUACAGAGCUGGACGCCUGUAUAUCAAGCGGCAGGGGCGACAUCGGAAUCUGGAGGGUUUGCGAAGAGCGCAUAUUCGCAAUGCUGAAACUUUUCUCUGUUGAAGAUGAAGUCAUAACUGCUACCAUGCCCCAUAAUGAGGCUAUAUCAAAACGAUCCAGCCGAUUGGAUAGGCGCCUAUCUCGAAAGUGUCACAUGAAAACCGAGAUGGCAUCAGAAACACCCAGCCUCAACGAUUCGCGAUUCAGCGAUCCUUUGGAUAUCCCUGUCGGUAUCCCGCGGAAGCCUUUUGUUUUGCACACUUUUCCCGCAACACUCCUCUAUGCUAUCCGACUACUUCACACUCAUUUUCCUAUGUCAGAAAUAACAAUACAGAUGCAUGCUGCUAUCAAAGCUCGUGGGCGCAUCGCCCGCCUGCUCGCGUCAGACACGGAGAUUUUUAAUGAAUUAAUAUCCUACCAUUGGCGCGUCCACAAUGACCUUCCGCUUGUGAAUAUUCUUUUGAAGGAGAUGGAAGAUAAUGGAGCUACAAUAUCUUCCCGGACAAUGGAACUGCUAAAUGAGAUAGCGGAUCAAAAUAAAAGGGAGCGGUUACUGAGCAGAACUUCGGAGAAGACUGCUCUUGGCAGUGGAGCUCCAUGGAUUUCCGACCUCACAUAUCGCGCGUACAAGGAGUUCAUCGGCAUCAGAGGCCAGUUCGAGGGCUUGUUCUCCAAAGUCAAGAAACUGCGCAGAUUUGAAGGUCAUAAAUCGAAAAUAACAGAAAAGAUGCAUAGGAAGUUACCAGUGGAUAUCAAGGGGUCGGCAAGUACGGAAUAUUCACAUCUCCAUAAACGCCGCGGGAACUUCAUGCCAUGUAUCGAUGACGAUGCAGAGUAG
Histoplasma mississippiense is the source of this 1938-nucleotide messenger RNA. RefSeq lists its product with no specific name. The record is from RefSeq and is a predicted model, not a curated record. Gene Ontology annotation, cellular component: mitochondrion. Bases 1 to 1938 code for a protein of 645 amino acids. Lineage: Eukaryota; Fungi; Ascomycota; Eurotiomycetes; Onygenales; Ajellomycetaceae. The transcript has a single exon.